AUGGCUGGAGGUGUAAUUCAGCAGUUAUUGAGAAGGAAACUCCAAUCUCAUUCUCCUAAUGGUUCUCUUAUGUCUUCCAUUAUGACAAAGAAAGAUUAUGCUGGCUCUACUGGCAGCAGCUCAUUUAGAGCUCUUGCGUUGAUUGGAGCUAGUGUCACUGGGUUUUUGGGUUUUGCAACAACAGCAUCAGCUGAUGAAGCUGAGCAUGGCCUUGCAUGCCCAAACUAUCCAUGGCCUCAUGCUGGCAUUCUCAGUUCAUAUGAUCAUGCAUCGAUUCGUCGUGGUCAUCAAGUCUAUACACAAGUUUGUGCUUCCUGCCAUUCUAUGUCUUUGAUAUCAUACCGUGAUUUGGUUGGUGUUGCUUAUACAGAAGAUGAAGUAAAGGCCAUGGCAGCUGAGAUUGAGGUGGUUGACGGUCCUAAUGAUGAGGGUGAAAUGUUCACUCGCCCCGGUAAACUCAGUGAUCGCUUUCCUCAGCCAUAUGCAAAUGAAGCAGCUGCUAGGUUUGCUAAUGGAGGAGCCUAUCCUCCAGAUCUAAGUCUUAUUACCAAAGCUCGUCACAAUGGUCAGAAUUAUGUGUUUGCCCUUCUAACUGGUUAUCGUGAUCCCCCUGCUGGUGUUUCGAUUAGAGAGGGUCUGCACUAUAACCCUUAUUUCCCUGGCGGUGCCAUUGCCAUGCCUAAAAUGCUUAACGAUGGUGCUGUUGAAUAUGAGGAUGGUACUCCCGCCACUGAAUCUCAGAUGGGGAAAGAUGUUGUGUCAUUCUUAUCUUGGGCUGCCGAACCGGAGAUGGAAGAGAGAAAACUGAUGGGAUUUAAGUGGAUAUUUGUUCUAACAUUGGCGUUGCUUCAAGCUGGCUACUACCGUCGCCUUAGGUGGUCUGUUCUAAAGUCUCGCAAGCUGGUUCUUGAUGUUGUCAAUUAACCGCCUUCAGGUUUCUUUUUUCAGUUAUAAGGAAACAAUAUUAUCAUUGGCAGUAAUUUUGUCGAAUGAUUAGUUGCCUUAUCUUUGUCAAAUUCGUUAAUGGAGCUAACUGGAAACGUGUUCAAUUUUUGGUUUGAGAUGGAAAUAAAGCUGUUCCAUAUAGGAGAUUCAGUACUUUACAUAUUUCCCAUGUCUGACCUGUGUAUUGUUAGAUUCUCCUGGAAUCUUGUAAUAAUAUCUUUAUUCAGUUUCGUGCUUUUAUGGCAAAUAACCCCCCGGUUGUGUUU
Molecule: messenger RNA, 1211 nt
Organism: Arachis ipaensis
Lineage: Eukaryota; Viridiplantae; Streptophyta; Magnoliopsida; Fabales; Fabaceae
Product: cytochrome c1-2, heme protein, mitochondrial
Biological process (GO): mitochondrial electron transport, ubiquinol to cytochrome c
Cellular component (GO): respiratory chain complex III
Molecular function (GO): heme binding; electron transfer activity
Source: RefSeq, a predicted model, not a curated record